GAUCCGCCCACAUUCACAUAUGACGUCGGUGGUUCUGGUAAAGGGGGAAAAAAGUUCCGUUUGACCCCACUAACUGCGCAUGGUGUCAUUUUAAAUCCACUACUGGACACACGACUCCGGUGCUUUUAAGGCAAUGUUUUCCAGAGCGACUGCCAGCUUUGUCCGGCAGGUCGACCCCGAUGGGAGCCUCAUCCAUGUGUGCGGGAUUAAUGACGCUGGCAAACUGACCCCGUGGGCUCUUGUGGCCAAAAGAAAGCCAAUCUGGUCCUGGAAGAAGCCCAAAUACCACCCCACCGGCUUCAGCCUGAGUAAAGUGCUGCUCGGGGGUGAGCUGCUGAGUCUGGGGACGACUGAGGGUGACUUUGUCACCUACUCCGAGAGAUGUGGUACCCUCCGCUCUGGGAAACUGGAAACUGCGGCCAUAAAAGCCGUGGUGACAUUGGAGGGCCACGGCACCUCCAAACUCCAGUCCAGUUUUGGCCAACUGCGGAAAAAGGAGCUGGAUAUCAAUAACCUGAUCGAUUAUUCUAAUGAGAGGCUGGUGAACAUGAACCACGAUUUGGUGAAGCAGCUGGAGAAGAGCAAUGUGGUUCUGGCUGUGGUCAAAGAGGUGAUCCUCACCGCCAGCGUCUGCUCCAUUGUGGAAAACAAGACCAACCAGUGCGACUUGCAGUUUGUGGUGGAUCUCUUCGAAAUGCUGUGGAGCGCAGGGAAGGUGUCUGCCAAGGGAAGAGGCAAUCUGGAGCGGGACACUGACGUUUCCAUGGAGAUCCCCUCUGGCACAGUGGUGGCAUACAGCGUCCUGGAGCUGGAGAUCAAAAAGGAUGGUCACUAUAUGAUUUGUUUGUCACAUGGGAAAAAUGGUGGUUUUGAGGCUGACAUGCUGCAGGAUAAGGUCUCGCAAGAUUCGCUCUGUGUGGUGGACGGACUUCCUCAAGAUGUUGCCGGAAGUGCACCUUUAAAUGGCUGGUUGGAUGAAAGGCUUUCUUCGCUCGCACUGCUCCCACAAGCCACACGCCAAGUCUUAUUUCAGAAUAUUUCUCAAAUGAUGAGGGUGAAAGAAGUCCUGUCUUGUCUUCAGGGUGCGCUGGAGGACAUUUUCCUAGAUGACACACAGUCGCACAGUCAACAUCCGUUGCUGUCCAGGCUAUUGGGUGUCGGUUAUGAGCCUGAGAGCACCUCCUGUGACCCAGCUGCUCUCCUGGAGUCAGUUCUGGUGGUGCUGAGCGCCAUGGAAGAGCUGCCUGAUGAAACUCUGGGCCUCCUCAGUGAGAGUGAACCAGAUUUCCUAGAGGCCUGUGAUGAUAUGGUUUGCUUGUUCAAAGGGACGGGCUCAUUUGUCUCCUGCUCGUCCCUUCCUCCUCUGCUACAAGAGAUCCAGGAUUUCCAGAAGGCUAAAGAACUCUUCCAGUCUGCCAACCUGACCCUCAGUCGGGAUGCUGACAGAGUGUGGGUGGAUGGAUGGAGCAACCAUAGUGUGGAGAUGUUGGUGCUCUGCAUAACACUCCAUGGACUGUCUUCAUUACUCAGAAAAUAGCGGUCAAAGUUGUUCAGCGUGCUACAUUUGCAUUUACCAAUAAUAAUCCAAUAUAACUAAUACUCGCAGAUUUCUUGUAUAUUUCUCUACAAUUUAACCAUUUCCUUUGAAUCAUUGAAAGAGCGCUUGCUGAGUUUCAGCUUGCUGCUGAAACUCCAGUUAUAUGAGACUUGCUGUCAUAAUAUAAACAUAAGACCAUGUGCAUAAGCUGAACUGUUUUAUAAUGUUCCAAAUAUCUAGCCAUGUAUUUCGAGAUCAAUUUUAUACAAAAUGACUGACAAAAAACAAACAUAUUUUAAAAUAUAACAUUUAUAUUUUUUGUUUAUUGUUUAUAAAUUACUGUUAAAAUAAAAACAUACACUCUGAGUUAUAAACAGUGCUAUAUUAUUAAUGUAUGAAAUACAUUUGUGCAUUCAUGUAAGAAGGCUAGAUCAGAUUUUUUCUUUCAUAGACACUGAAUUGGCUUAUUUUUCCAAAAUAAUAAUUUGUGACAUACACAUUCUAAUUAUAUAUUUCUUUUUUUUUUACUCUGUUUGUCUACUAAAUCAAAGAAAACAUUGUUUUACAUUUAUGCGGAUAUUGAAAAUUCAUGCUACAUAAGUGUACUUCUCAUAAUGGGUGCUGCUUUUACCGUAGCUAUUACUACAACCUGUGUUCAUAAUUAUUAUGAUGUCGAUCUAUAACAACUAAAAUCCAGAUUUUUCAUGAUUUUUUUGUGUUUGCAUCAAAACAAUUUUACACAGACAUUUUUUAAUCUGAGCUAUUUUACAACUCUUGUGUAUUAUUGUUUUUUUUUAUCUAAGCUCCUUUAGUUUGUGUAGUGUGAUGUCAUAUUGCCCAGCUCCAGUCUUGUUACAGCAUGAUACUAUUUACUAUUUAUACCUUAUUUUUUUAAGGUAAUGACAAGUUAUAUGACAUUUGCAUCAGUGUCUAGUGUUUGUUUUGACAAUAAUCCUCCGCAUUUGUGGGGGGCAGCAUUGUGUCAUUUUGUCCACAACUUGUAAAUGAAAUAAGCAAGAGGAGAAGAAAUA
Synchiropus splendidus (mandarinfish) is the source of this 2568-nucleotide messenger RNA. RefSeq names its product gasdermin-E-like. The record is from RefSeq and is a predicted model, not a curated record. NCBI's taxonomy places the organism in Eukaryota, Metazoa, Chordata, Actinopteri, Syngnathiformes, Callionymidae. Gene Ontology annotation, biological process: programmed cell death. Bases 134 to 1537 code for a protein of 467 amino acids. Gene Ontology annotation, cellular component: cytoplasm. The transcript is spliced from 10 exons.